This is a messenger RNA of Aspergillus fumigatus Af293, 330 nucleotides long. RefSeq lists its product as uncharacterized. The transcript is spliced from 3 exons. Lineage: Eukaryota; Fungi; Ascomycota; Eurotiomycetes; Eurotiales; Aspergillaceae. The record is from RefSeq and is a predicted model, not a curated record. The coding region runs from base 1 to 330 and encodes 109 amino acids.
AUGGCGGGUUACAAGGUAAACUGCAAGAAUGGUUACUCCCUGGAGGUCGGGGCCGAUGGUGGCCAGGCUUGGUACGGCACGCCACACGGCAACUUUCGCUGGACCCAGGGCUACGACCGUAGUGAUAAUUUCAUUGUCUGGGACAAUUGGCGGGGUAUCAUGAACUUCAUGCUCGCCUUUGUGACGCCCAUUGCAAUGGUUCCCAAUUAUGAGAAGAGAGUCCGCAUGAUUUUUCAAUCAGGGUCCAGUGCGGAAGGCGGAAGUGGCUGCUGCAACCACAGUGUUGAUGUCUUCUCCGCCAGCAACUUGAAGGUCCGCAGUAAUUGUUGA